AUGCCUUAUGCUUUAGAAUCUAAUGAGGAGCAGUUUUUCAUCGACACUCCUAAUCGAGGCUCUGGAAAACAUCUUGCAUGCAUUCUAAGGACACCAAAACGUUUAUUAGAUGAUAACAAAAGGUAUGACAUCUCAUCAACUACUCGAAGGUGUGCAAUCUUAAUGCAUGGUAACAACUCGCACAAAAAUUUCUGCUGCGCGGUUCAAUUGUCCAGGAGUUUAGCGGAAGAACUUGGAAUGUAUUCGUUAAGAUUUGACUUUAGAAACUGUGGAGACUCGACACUAAAUGGAAACGAAGGCCGUACUGUAGAAGAAGAUAUACAGGAUGUUGAAGCGGUCUAUGAGUAUUUGACCCAAGGUGGUUAUCACAAUAUUAAAUUUCACGUUGAGGCUAUUGUUGGCCAUUCAAGAGGAGUAGUUGAUAUGUUUGAGUGGGCCCUAAAGUACAACUAUCAACAUUACGUUCCUAGCUUGAUUGCUUGUGCCGGCAGAUUUAUUGGUGAAAAGCAUAUUCAGGGUGUUCGGAAAGGGUUUCCUGAUUUAGAAGAGAAAGGAGGACACAUGCAACCUUCAAUAAUUAGGGGAAAGUACACAGAGAUCUUCAUUCCGUUGAGUGAGACAAACAACUUGGGACAUCGUUCCAUGGAAAAGAUUAAAGAUAUUAAUUCAUCGGUGGAUACUAUGUGCAUUUACGGUUCGAAUGAUGAUGUUAUUCCACUAUCUGACUCCGCAUUGUAUGCUAAUGCAUUAUCACCACGAAACAAAUUGGUUAUCUUGGACGGUUUGAAUCAUCAAUACCGUACAGUCAAACAUUUUUCCAAGGAAGAGGCUGCAAAGUGUGAGCAUCCGUACCAUGAGAGGACUCAUUCCCUUGAUUAUAAUCAAGAUGUUGCAGAUAUAAUAGUCAAAUUUUUGGGUCAUCAAGAUUCCAGGAGAAGAUUCUACGAACGAAAUUUAAACAUUCAUAAGUUUUUGCCCAGAUGGAAGAGAAUUGAAGGAGUUGCAAAUUUCAGAGACAUUGGAGGCUACAAAUCUUCGAUCCAAGGAAAGCAUGUGAAAUACAAUCAUAUGUAUCGUAGCGCGGACCUAUCUGGUGCAACGGAUAAGGGUAAAGAGGAGCUGAAGAAACUUGGAAUCAAAGUCAUCUUUGAUCUACGUUUUGCCGAGGAAAGGAGUGAGAAAAAGAUUGAUGAGAUUGAAGGUAUCAAGAACAUUAACGUGCCAUUACUGGGAGAUAAAAGUCCUAUGCUAAUUGACAAAAUGAAUGUUUAUUCUCGUCUGUUGAGCAAUUACUAUUCAUUUGUUGAUGUAUACAAGCAUAUUUUGGAUCAUUCAGCUGAGCCAUUGAGAAUCAUCUUCACUUACAUCAAAGAUCAUCCUUCUGAGCCUUUCUUGUUUCAUUGUGCUGUAGGUAAGGAUAGGACAGGAAUCCUUGGUGCGUUGAUAUUGUCUUUGCUUGGUGUGCCUGCACAGAUUAUUUGUAGGGAAUAUGAGCAAACCGAAUAUGGCUUGGCUUGUGUCAGAAAAGAUAUAGAGAGAAAAAUGGUUGCAAGCUUCGAAGAACAGGGUCCAGACUUCGAGGCUGCUCUGAACCAGAAGCUCGCAAAUGGACGACAGAAUUGGACAUUGAGAAAGCAAGGCCUUGAUAAUCUCUUAUCAAGUCGUUAUGAAGUCAUGCUGACUGCUUUGGAUUAUUUGAAAGAACAUUAUGGAGGAGCCGAGAAAUAUUUGGAGGAGGAAGUGGGUCUAAGGAGAGAGGACCUGGAGUCGAUCAGAGAGAAUUUACUUGUGAAUUAG
Molecule: messenger RNA, 1797 nt
Organism: Brettanomyces bruxellensis
Lineage: Eukaryota; Fungi; Ascomycota; Pichiomycetes; Pichiales; Pichiaceae
Exons: 1
Coding region: 1-1797 (598 amino acids)
Biological process (GO): dephosphorylation
Molecular function (GO): phosphoprotein phosphatase activity
Source: RefSeq, a predicted model, not a curated record